Molecule: messenger RNA, 3069 nt
Organism: Ochotona princeps (American pika)
Lineage: Eukaryota; Metazoa; Chordata; Mammalia; Lagomorpha; Ochotonidae
Gene: FLRT3
Product: fibronectin leucine rich transmembrane protein 3
Exons: 3
Coding region: 985-2934 (649 amino acids)
Molecular function (GO): protein binding
Source: RefSeq, a predicted model, not a curated record
CUCUCCCUCGCUCACUCCUCAGUGCAGGAGUGAUGUGAAGCAGGACAAGCUCGGGCUGCAGCUGCCGCUGGCUUUGUGUGGACUGGACUCAGCGCUUGGGAGAAGGGGGAGGGCUGAUACUCCACAGUCAAUGGAAUUACAGCGAUAACGGCAGUGUAUAUAGGAUUGCCUUUUCUCAUCUUCCUGGAGAUGCUCAGUCCCAGUAUAUUUUAAGGAAGAGAAAAAUAAAAGAAAUUUACUAUGCUUCCUUUUUGCUCCAUGAAGAAUAUUUGAAUUGUUUCCUUUGCCUCUAAAAGGAGAAGUCUUGCUCUUAUGUGACGUGACUGCACCAGAAACUGAGAAAGCUACAGAAGCGAAAGCUGGAAAUAGUUAUUUCACAGCAGGUAAUCAUACCUCAGGAUGUAGCUACUGUACAAAGCUUAUACUUGGAUAAUCCUGGAUGGGAAUAAAGGUAGGGAGUAACUGACUGAAAACAAAACAAAACAAAACAAAACAAAAAAACGAUUACUAUACAGGCCUUAGCAUCAUGAAUGACUUUCUUCAUGAGGAUCUGACGUUACUAUCUCUGACCACAUCACCCAGAAGAGCCAGUAAGAAUUUCAAACAGGGUGAUUUCCACUAAGGGGAUUAAGCUACACAAAAGGAACACAGAAACUAUCAGAAAGGAAAACAAAAAAACAAAAACAAACAAAACAUAGGAAGCCAUGUGUCCUACAUGGUAACAGGAAGCUGAAUUGUUUCUGGCCCCCUCUUUAAUGAGCUUGCCCACCAUACUGAACCACAGCUGCAAUGUUCAUUGACAACAGUGAAUAAACAGUGAAGAGCGUUUCCAAGGACCAAAGGAGAGUUUACAACUCCCAGCCCCUCACCAGGAACAUAAUAUAUGUGCAUUGGACUUUCACCCACGCAAAAUUUACUCAUCCUUCAAUAAGGGCUCUGAACUGACAGAAGCUACCUUGUGUUAAAGACCUCAACACUUUGACCAUGAUCAGCCCAGCCUGGAGCAUCUUCCUCCUAGGGACUAAAAUUGGACUGCUCCUUGAAGUGGCACCUCUAUCAGCUACAGCUAAAUCCUGCCCAUCUGUGUGUCGAUGUGAUGCGGGUUUCAUUUACUGUAAUGAUCGCUUCCUGACAUCCAUUCCAACAGGAAUACCAGAGGAUGCUACAACUCUGUACCUUCAGAACAACCAAAUAAAUAACGCUGGGAUUCCUUCAGAUCUGAAAAACUUGUUAAAAGUAGAAAGAAUAUACCUAUACCAUAACAGUUUAGAUGAAUUUCCUACCAACCUCCCAAAGUAUGUCAAAGAGUUACACUUACAAGAAAAUAACAUUAGAACUAUCACUUAUGAUUCGCUUUCAAAAAUUCCGUAUCUGGAGGAAUUACACUUAGAUGAUAACUCUGUCUCUGCUGUUAGCAUCGAAGAGGGAGCAUUCCGAGACAGCAACUAUCUCCGUCUGCUUUUCCUGUCUCGGAACCAUCUUAGCACAAUUCCCUGGGGCUUGCCCCGGACUAUUGAAGAACUACGGCUGGAUGAUAAUCGCAUAUCCACUAUUUCGUCACCAUCUCUUCAAGGUCUCACUAGCCUAAAACGCCUGGUUUUAGAUGGAAACCUGUUGAACAACCAUGGUUUAGGUGACAAAGUUUUCUUCAACCUUGUUAACUUAACUGAACUAUCACUGGUGCGAAACUCCUUGACUGCUGCACCAGUUAACCUUCCAGGCACAAACCUGAGGAAGCUUUACCUCCAAGAUAACCACAUCAACCGGGUGCCCCCGAAUGCUUUUUCUUAUCUAAGGCAGCUCUAUAGACUUGACAUGUCAAAUAAUAACCUAAGUAAUUUACCUCAGGGUAUCUUUGAUGAUUUGGACAAUAUAACCCAGCUGAUUCUUCGUAACAAUCCCUGGUAUUGUGGGUGCAAGAUGAAAUGGGUCCGUGACUGGUUACAGUCGUUACCAGUGAAAGUCAAUGUGCGCGGGCUCAUGUGCCAAGCUCCAGAAAAAGUCCGUGGGAUGGCUAUCAAGGACCUCAAUGCGGAACUGUUUGACUGUAAGGACAGUGGGAUUGUGAGUACCAUUCAGAUAACCACUGCAAUACCUAACACAGUGUAUCCAGCUCAAGGACAGUGGCCAGCUCCAGUGACCAAACAAGCGGAUGCUAAGAAUCCCAAGCUUCCUAAGGAUCAGCGAACUACAGGGAGUCCCUCAAGAAAAACGAUUACAAUUACUGUGAAGUCAGUCACCCCUGACACAAUUCAUAUCUCUUGGAAACUUGCUCUACCUAUGACUGCUUUAAGACUCAGCUGGCUUAAACUGGGUCACAGCCCAGCAUUUGGAUCUAUAACUGAAACAAUUGUAACAGGUGAACGCAGUGAAUAUUUGGUCACGGCCUUGGAGCCUGAUUCGCCAUAUAGAGUAUGCAUGGUUCCCAUGGAAACCAGUAACCUCUACCUAUUUGAUGAAACUCCUGUUUGCAUUGAGACAGAAACAGCACCCCUUCGAAUGUACAACCCUACAACCACCCUCAAUCGAGAGCAAGAGAAAGAACCUUACAAAAACCCCAAUUUACCUUUGGCUGCCAUCAUUGGAGGAGCCGUGGCCCUGGUGACCAUUGCCCUUCUCGCUUUAGUGUGUUGGUAUGUCCAUAGGAAUGGAUUGCUGUUCUCAAGGAACUGUGCAUACAGCAAGGGGAGGAGAAGAAAGGAUGACUAUGCAGAGGCAGGCACGAAGAAGGACAACUCUAUCCUGGAGAUCAGGGAGACUUCUUUUCAGAUGUUACCCAUAAGCAAUGAACCCAUCUCAAAGGAGGAGUUUGUAAUACACACCAUAUUUCCUCCUAACGGAAUGAAUCUGUACAAAAACAAUCACAGUGAAAGCAGUAGUAACCGAAGCUACAGAGACAGUGGUAUUCCAGACUCCGAUCACUCACACUCAUGAUGCUGGAGAUUUCACGGCAGACUGUGCUUCAGGGUUUUAAAACCUAAGUGAUGUGCUGGUAGGGACCCUGUUCUACUGCAAAACACUGGAAAAAUGGACUGGAAAAAAAAAGCAAUGUACUGUACAUUUGCCAUA